Papilio xuthus (Asian swallowtail) is the source of this 2427-nucleotide messenger RNA. RefSeq names its product RNA-directed DNA polymerase from mobile element jockey-like. The record is from RefSeq and is a predicted model, not a curated record. The transcript is spliced from 2 exons. NCBI's taxonomy places the organism in Eukaryota, Metazoa, Arthropoda, Insecta, Lepidoptera, Papilionidae. Gene Ontology annotation, molecular function: catalytic activity. The coding region runs from base 1 to 2427 and encodes 808 amino acids.
AUGGCUAUCUUUAACAACUCUUUUUUGAGAUUAGGCCUAUUAAACAUUAGGUCUAUAAACACUGGACAAGAUGAACUAACAGCAACGCUUCUUAACUACUCGCCUGAUAUCGUAGCCCUCAACGAAACCUGGCUCAAACCGGGUGAGGAGGCUGCGGCACCCGCGAUCCCGAGUUACAAAUUCUUACACAAGGCAAGGCAAGGGAAAAAAGGUGGAGGUGUGGGCUUCUAUGUUCGACAAGGAAUCACUUCUAAGGUACAAAAACAUCCUACAUCUAAACUUGAACAAUUCUGGCUUGAAGUUCAAUUGCAGGGCUCCAGUUUGGCCGUUGGCACUGCCUAUAGACCGGAGUCGGUGGGAGUUCAAGACGCUCUAGACGCCCUCAGUGAGUCUAUCAACUCUUUGGCAAGAUGUGACCUUACAUGUAUUUUAGGCGAUAUUAAUAUAGACAUGGCAAAUCCGACAAAUCCAAAAGCGCAAGAACUUUUACACUUCUGCCAUCAGCAUAACCUCGAACAACUAGUUAAGGAACCCACGCGAAUCACGCAGCACUCAGGGACCAUUCUAGAUCUCGUUCUCACUGACAACGCGUCGAAGUGCCGAAAUGUGCAAAUUAUUCAUAACUACUGUCUAAGUGAUCAUGCUUUGGUUAUUGUAGACUUUGACAUAAGAAAGACCAAGUUUAAAAAAGAAAUUAAAUAUAGGCGCCCAUUACUACAUAUAAAUUUUGACUCUUUCAAUGCUGAUUUAAACCGCUUACCAUGGGACUCCAUCGGUGACCUGCAAGAUGUCAACCAAAUGGUCAAAACAUUUAAUAGUUAUAUGCUUCUACUGUUUGAUAUCCACGCUCCAAUUCGUAAAAUAAUCUGCGGGGUUAAGCCGAAGCCGUGGAUAACAAAUAUGAUAAGAUUCAUGAUGAGGCUGCGAGACCAAGCAUUACAGCGAGCACUAAAAGUGAAAAAAGAGAGCGCCAAAGACUACUAUCGUAAUCUUAGGAACUUAGUGACCGCCUCGAUAAACCGCGAGCGAAGAGCCUAUUUUAAUAGCUUCAUUAACAUCAACUUAAAGGACUCGGCUACGCUUUGGAGAAAUAUUAAAAAAAUUACCCAGGUAAACAGCACCAAGACCAGCACGAUUCCUGAUCAUUUAAGGGACCCAGAUAAAAUUAACGAUCAUUUCCUUAAUCUACCACCUUUUCCUGGGACAAUUCUCGACGCAAGAAGUAUGAACCUGAUUGAUGUAUCAGAACACGAUGAGUUAAACUUAAAGCCAGUCUCAGAGGAGGAAGUAAAAAAUACUAUCUACAAUAUAAAAACUAAGGCAGCGGGACACGAUGAUUUAAGCAUCGACAUGAUAAAGUUGACAUUGAAAGUCACACUACCUAUAAUAACUAAGAUGGUGAAUAAGUCUAUUGAAACCAGCACAUUCCCCUCUAGCUGGAAGAAAGCGCUAGUUAAACCUAUCCAAAAAAAAAGUACAGUGCUCGAGCUAAAAGAUCUACGCCCGAUUUCAAUUUUACCGGUAUUAUCGAAAGUACUAGAGAAAGUAGUGCUGGUGCAAGUUCUAAAGUACCUAGAGAACAAGAAUAUAACGCCAAAGCUUCAAUCAGGCUUUCGCAAAGCGCAUGGCACUGAAACGGCACUCCUCAAAGUUACAGACGAUCUGACGGAGGCAUCGGAUAUGGGGCUUAGCUCCAUUAUGGUGCUCCUAGACUAUUCGCGAGCAUUUGACUGUUUGGAGCCUAAAUUGCUUCUAUCUAAACUGCAGCAUUAUCGUUUCUCAAAAAACACAUGUCAAUGGUUUCACUCAUUUCUUAACGGCAGAGAACAAUCCGUUAUAGUUGAAAGCAAAGACGGUCUUAAGAGAUCUUCCACUUCUAAAUCCAUCCUACGCGGUGUACCUCAAGGUUCGCUGUUAAGUCCAACUCUUUUUACAAUUUUUACAGCUGAUUUACCUACACAAAUAAAACACUGCAAGUACCACCUUUACGCUGACGACACUCAACUGUACUACUCCUUCGACAGCAAAAAGACAGAAGAAGCCGCUGCCAAAAUCAAUGAGGACCUAAGGAACGUUUACUCAUGGUCUCAAAAAAAUUCUUUACUUCUUAACCCAAAUAAGUCUCAGAUGGUAUUCUUUGGGACCAAAAACCAAAUAAAAAAAGCGGAAGACUUAGAAACGCAAAUAAACAUCAACAAUGUACCAAUUCAUAGAGUGGCAUGUGCACGUAAUUUGGGUCUAAUGAUGGACGAGGAACAGAACUGUAAGGGCUAUACAAAGAGUGCAAAAUGCAAGUGUUCGGUUUUGCUACAAUGUGCCAAGAAGGGAAUAUAUCACCCCAUAUCUGAACAGGAAAGGCAUACUAAACAUGGAAGCAAGAAGAGAGCUGCAUUAUGCCUGUACUGUACACAAAGUGAUCUGGACUAA